Messenger RNA from Sclerotinia borealis F-4128, 696 nucleotides. The record is from the annotation of a GenBank genome assembly. Lineage: Eukaryota; Fungi; Ascomycota; Leotiomycetes; Helotiales; Sclerotiniaceae.
AUGGCUGACAGAUUUCCUUCUCUUGAAGACUUUGACUCUAGUGCUCAAACACAAGGUGACUCUACUUUUGAAGGGGGAUCCGAUGAUUUCUUGAGUCGUGAGAAGGCCCUUUUGGGUGAAGAUGCCGAUCAGUUUACUACUGGCAACGACAAUGCCGCAUUUGUAGAAGAUGAUGAUGACGACUUGUUGGGUGGUAGCGGAGGAGAGGAUGUUCAUCAAUUUGAGAGUUCUUUCCCUGCCAUUGAUACUCGCAAUGAGGGUGUUUCACCGGGCGGACAAAUCACCAGCUCAUACACCAAUUAUCAACCGCAAGGAUCCGACGAGGAAGAACCAGAAGUCAUCAAACAAUGGCGCGAACGUCGAGACCUCCAACUCCAAUCCCGCGAAGAGCGAUCGGAAGAGAAGAAGCAAGAGACCGUCAAGACUGCCCAACAAAAUAUCGAUGAUUUCUACGAGAACUAUAACACUAAAAAGGAGAAGACCGUUGCGCAGACCCGUCGUGAUGCCGAGGAAUUUUUGGCAAGUAGGGAAGACACAUCUGCUGGUGGAACCAGCUGGGAGCGUAUCGCGAAGUUGGUUGACUUGAGUGGAAAGGGUGCUAGUGGUGGUGCAAAUGGCACUGGCAAAGAGAAGUUCCGAGAGCUGUUGAUGAAUCUAAAGAAAGAUGAGAAGGCACCUGGUGCUACCGGAUAUUAG